UUUCAAACCUGAAUUUUCAGUUUCAGUCUUAACUUUCAAUCGAGAACAUGUCUUAUGGUAAUCAGCGGAGCAAUACUGGCGGUUAUCAGCGUAUUUUGAUAGUCUUCUGUGUAUUGGUGGCAUUGUUGUGUGAAGGGGUGUCAGCCGGGCAGGUUAACCAAGUAAAAAAGUGUGCCGAAAUCAAUGAAUAUUGCCAAAACCACUGGGAUUGCUGUUCCAAUAGCUGUCUGAGCUAUUUGUAUCGCUGUGUGCGCAGUUACAAUGUCUAUCCAUAUCCAUUUUUGGGUGUAACCCGCAUACCCACAGUUACUUUGGAAGAUAUCUUGGCUCAGAAUUUUGGACCACAAAAUGUAAAACCAGCUCCGGCGGUUGCGGCUGCUGUUCCGGUUGCACCAGCCCCGGUACCGGCUUAUAAGGUGCCAUCAUUUGAAUCUAGGUUCAAUGGUGAUGAUAAUGCCAUUGCCAAUAAUGACGAUAAAGAGGUGAAGGUGGAUAUUGUAUUACAAGACCAAAAGCCAGUGUUAUUGGAAACAACCACAGAUGUCGCCACAACAGAUGCCGCUACAACUGAGCCAUGCAAAGAAAUUGGUUCUAAGUGCUAUAACGAUAAUGAGUGUUGCACAAAUCGUUGCCACGGUUUCCUCCACAAGUGUGUAACGUAAAUGUUCGACGUCAGACAAUUGCAGCAUUGGAAAAGGUCAUUUUGAAAUCAAAGGUUACUUUCUGUUAUCAGCAGUUUUUUUAAUUAUAUUCAUUUGAUGUGAGACAUAUUUUAAUAAAAAAAUAACAAAUAUUUAUUACAUGAAGAAAUUAAAUGAAGAAGAAUUUCAGCUCAGAUAUAUUUAUAUUUAAAAUAUAUUAAAUCGAAUAUUAUCGAUUAAACCCUA
Messenger RNA from Musca domestica (house fly), 887 nucleotides. RefSeq lists its product as uncharacterized. NCBI's taxonomy places the organism in Eukaryota, Metazoa, Arthropoda, Insecta, Diptera, Muscidae. The record is from RefSeq and is a predicted model, not a curated record. The transcript is spliced from 3 exons. The coding region runs from base 48 to 662 and encodes 204 amino acids.